Molecule: messenger RNA, 1255 nt
Organism: Nematocida parisii ERTm1
Lineage: Eukaryota; Fungi; Microsporidia
Exons: 1
Coding region: 1-1239 (412 amino acids)
Molecular function (GO): protein binding
Source: RefSeq, a predicted model, not a curated record
AUGGGAGGCAAAGUAAGCUAUAUUAACAAAACACAAUCAGAGCAGAAGGUACUAUCGCUGGACAUAGGGAAAAAGGGUCUGCAGAAGAUACCAGAGGAGGUAUUUACAUCACCCACGUUAAAUUGGUUGAUUGUGUCCAAUAACCGGAUAAGAAGUAUUCCCAGCGAAAUUCGGCAGAUGACAAGUCUUACACGGCUUGCAAUGAAUGACAACUGGAUAGAGACGGUUGCAGAGGAGAUGGGGGAAAUAACUAAUUUAACCUGGGUAGACCUGACUCGAAACAGACUUCGAGACCUGCCGAAUACUCUUGCAAAUCUGAAGAAUGUGGCUGGGCUUGGGCUUAGUGAGAAUCGAUUUGAAAAGAUUCCUGAGUGUGUGUUUGGAAUGACUUCAUUGUGUAAGUUUGGGUUUUUCAGUAACAAACUACAGGCAAUUCCUCCACAGAUUGCAUUAUUAAAAAAUCUUACUAAGAUAGAUUUGAGCAACAAUGACAUUGUGACUGUGCCCAAGGAAAUAUGUAAGCUGUCCAGAUUGGUGUGGCUUAAUCUAAGUAAUAACAAAAUAAAAGAACUCCCCACAGAAAUGGGCAAGCUGUACCUUCUGCAAGAGUUAGGAUUGGGCAACAAUUCACUUACGCGUCUUCCUGAUCUGGGUGCACUAAAGAGACUGACCAUACUCCCUGUAUAUAGAAAUCGUUUGGAGGAGCUUGGUUCUUGGGUAUGCAAAUUAGAAAAAGUGGAAAAGCUAGACUUUAGCAAUAACAAGCUGAAGAAAAUUCCACCAAUGAUAUUUUCGUUAAAAAAACUAAGAUAUCUUAAUGUAAAGAACAAUUUACUUGAAGAGCUAGACGUGAAUGUAUAUCCAUGCACUUCGUAUCCGCUGGAAAUCAUAGAUUUGAGCGACAACCUGCUUAAGCAUAUACCGUACAAGUUAUUUACACUAUUCCCAGCACUUGCAACACUCCGUGCAACAGGAAAUCCAUAUGAAAAAGAACAAAUGAUUAUUCCUCAGUCCUGCCCCACACUUAAUCAGUUGUGCAGUGUAUAUACAAUACCUGGUCCUGGAGUGUGGCCGCAUAAAGAGUGCGUAUUUGCUAAAAAUGGAAAGGUGUGUGACAUAUGCAAUAAAUGGUUUGCAUACGAGCCUCGGGUUGCUCUUAAACCCCAGACAUCUUUCGAUGGGAGAAAGGUCAUGGUAAAAAAGAUUCUUUGCUCUUCAAGAUGCCAGUUAGGUAUCUAACUAAUAAAUUCACAUG